Messenger RNA from Nannizzia gypsea CBS 118893, 774 nucleotides. RefSeq names its product Ser/Thr protein phosphatase superfamily protein. The coding region runs from base 1 to 774 and encodes 257 amino acids. NCBI's taxonomy places the organism in Eukaryota, Fungi, Ascomycota, Eurotiomycetes, Onygenales, Arthrodermataceae. The record is from RefSeq and is a predicted model, not a curated record. Gene Ontology annotation, molecular function: hydrolase activity. The transcript has a single exon.
AUGGGCGACUUCCAGAUCAUAUCCGACCUGCAUCUCGAGACGCACCCAGCGUACGACUUUGUCAUCGAGCGGACGGCCCCCUACCUCGCCCUGCUGGGGGACGUCGGCCACCUCGAGCACGACCAGUUCUUCCCUUACAUCGAGGAACUGCUCUCGCGCUUCGAGAUCGUCUUCCUGCUCUUCGGCAACCAUGAGCCGCAGUCCUUCACCAUGGACAAAGCCCGCCGCAGGGUCGUGGACUUCCAGGACCGACUGCCCCCGUCGACCGGCCGCUUCGUCUUCCUCUCGCAGACUCGCUUCGACGUCUCAGACUCGCUGACGGUGCUUGGAUGCACCCUGUACUCGCACAUCUUGCCCGAGCAGGACCAGGCCGUCGCCGCCCGCAUGUCCGACUUUAAGAUGAUCACUGACUGGACGACCGAGACGCACAACCGCGCCCACGACGCCGACCUCGCCUGGUUGAACGCCCAGGUCCGUGACAUCGAGCAGCGAGAGCCGCACCGCCGCAUCGCCAUCUUCUCCCACCACGCCCCCAGCCUCGACCCGCGCGCCGUCGACCCCAAGUACGCCGGCAGCAGCGUCACCUCUGGCUUCGCGACCGACCUGCGCGACCAGCCCUGCUGGACUAGCUCUGCUGUCACUGCCUGGGCGUUCGGCCACACGCACUACAACUGCGACUUCGAGCUCGGCGGAGUGCGUGUCAUCGCCAACCAGAAGGGCUACUAUGCGACUCCCAGAGACACGUUCAUCCCGGGGCGCAUAUACUCCUUGUAG